Messenger RNA from Choloepus didactylus (southern two-toed sloth), 933 nucleotides. RefSeq names its product olfactory receptor 6C2-like. Gene Ontology annotation, cellular component: membrane. NCBI's taxonomy places the organism in Eukaryota, Metazoa, Chordata, Mammalia, Pilosa, Megalonychidae. Gene Ontology annotation, biological process: G protein-coupled receptor signaling pathway. Gene Ontology annotation, molecular function: G protein-coupled receptor activity; olfactory receptor activity. The record is from RefSeq and is a predicted model, not a curated record.
AUGAGAAACAAAAAAAUAACAACAUUCAUCCUUCCGGGACUGACUGAUGACCCUCACCUCCAGGUUCUGAUUUUUAUAUUUCUAUUUCUCACCUACAUAUUGAGUGUAACUGGGAACCUGAGCAUCAUCACACUCACCUUUAUGGAUUCCCAUCUUAAAACAUCCAUGUACUUUUUCUUACAAAAUUUCUCCUUCUUAGAGGUCUCCUUCACAUCUGCAUGUAUUCCUAGACACUUGUGUAACAUAGCAACAGGGGACAAGGUCAUUACCUAUAAUGCUUGUGUCAUCCAAGUAUUUUUUAGACCUCUUUGAGUAACAGAAUUUUUUCUCCUUGCUGCCAUGUCCUAUGACUACUAUGUGGCCAUCUGCAGACCCCUGCAUUACAUGACCAUCAUGAGCAAAAGAGUCUGCAGGAGUCUCAUCAUCUGUUGUUGGUCAGCUGGUUUGUGUAUCAUAAUCCCACCACUUAUCCUGCUUUUAAAACUAGAAUUUUGUGACUCUAACAUCAUGGAUCAUUUUUUCUGUGAUGCAUUUCCCCUAGUGAAGAUUGCAGGCUCAGACAUGUGGUUUAUGGAACAGACAGUUAUAAUCUGUGCUGUACUAACCCUGAAUAUGACCCUUAGCUGUGUAGUUCUCUCCUAUGCCUACAUCAUCAGGACAAUUUUUAGAUUCCCAUCUGUCCAGCAAAGGAAGAAGGCCAUUUUGACCUGUUCUUCCCACAUGAUUGUGGUUUCCAUCACUGAUGGCACUUGCAUUUUCAUCUACAUGAAUCCCACAGCAAAGGAAGAAUUGACAAUUAACAAAGUGGUUUCUCUGCUCAUUUCUGCUAUUUCUCCUAUGUUGAACCCCUUUAUUUAUACCCUUAGGAACAAUCAAGAAAAGAAAGCCUUCAAGUAUUCAAUUGAAAGAAUAGAAUUGCUCUCAACCAAGUAA